UCAGCCAAUCAGGCUCGCGCAUCACUCUCCGACAACAAACAAAAGAUCGAGGUUAGCAGAGAGCAGCUUAUACUUUUAUCUCCCUUAGCAACAACAACGACAACCCUGCUCCUUCUUACCCUGUUUUUUAACUCACGGACUGGACUCCUUUUCUUCUAUUACCACUCUCUCUAUUUACCCAUGUCUUUGUGUGUAUGUGUCAGCUAAUGUCAACCUGAGACAUUUUCAGCGAUCGCUUUUUGCUAAGUUAGCUUAGCUUAGCCUCGGCUAGCCCCGUUGCUAACCCUCCUCUUCUUCUUCUUCCUCCUCCUCCUCCUCUUCUAAAAAAAAAAAAACAAAAACUUGACACUGGCUUUGUUGAAACUAGUGUCAUCAUAGCCAUGUCAGGGCAGUCGUCGGGGUCGGGCUGUAAGUUUGUGAUGUCGGUGGUUGUGCACGGAGACUCGGCUCUGAACGAGCAGGAGAAGGAGCUCAACCAACGGCUCCGGAGGCUUUACCCCGCCGUCAGCGAGCAGGAGACGCCGCUGCCUCGCUCCUGGAGCCCGAAGGAUAAGUUCAGCUACAUCGGUCUCUCCCAGAACAACCUCCGUGUGCACUAUAAAGGUCACGGCAAAACCCCUAAAGAUGCAGCAUCUGUACGGGCCACUCACCCCAUCCCAGCCGCCUGCGGUGUCUACUACUUCGAGGUCAAGAUCAUCAGCAAAGGCAGAGACGGGUACAUGGGCAUCGGCCUCUCAGCUCAGGGCGUAAACAUGAACAGACUUCCCGGUUGGGACAAGCACUCAUAUGGUUACCACGGAGACGACGGCCACUCCUUCUGCUCUUCCGGCACGGGGCAACCUUACGGACCCACGUUUACAACGGGCGAUGUGAUCGGCUGCUGCGUUAACCUCAUCAACAACACCUGCUUCUACACAAAGAACGGACACAGCCUAGGUAUCGCCUUCACAGACCUACCAGAACGCUGUUAUAUCGUGAUGAUGGUGGCUUCCUACCUUGUGCACCACAGUUAUUGUGCCACAGCUGAAGCCUUUGCCAAAUCCACUGACCAGGCCGUGCACGAGGAGCUGGCCUCCAUCAAAAACCGACAGAAGAUCCAGAAGCUGGUGUUGUCGGGUAGAAUGGGCGAGGCCAUCGAGACCACCCAGCAGCUCUACCCGAGCCUCCUGGAGAGGAACCCUGACCUUCUCUUCAUGCUCAAGGUGAGACAGUUCAUCGAGAUGGUGAACGGGACAGACAGCGAGGUGAGGUGCCUCGGAGGCCGCAGCCCAAAGUCUCAGGACAGUUACCCCGGCUCCCCUCGGCCCUUCAGCAGCCCCAGCCACAAAGCCAGCAGCUCCCAGUCCUACCUCACAGGGUUCGACAGUAACUGCUGUAAUGGUGUGACGUCUAAUAAGAGCCACAGCUCCUCUCCUCACAGUCACAAGCCCUGCCCCCCCGCCUCCGCCUCCACUCUGCCAGCGUCUGAUAUCAGCCUCAACGGGAGCCGCAGCCAACUGCCUCUCACCAGUAACGAUGUGGACAUGGAGGUCGACCACUUCACCAACGGAGUGACAGAAUCAUCCUCCAAUGGUUUCCUCAACGGCAGCUCCAAACACACCGCCGAGCCCGACGACUGUGAUGCAGACAUGGAGGUGGAGUCCGCUCAGUCCAAGAGGCAGCUGUGCGGCGGCAGCCAGGCGGCCAUCGAGAGAAUGAUCCACUUCGGCAGGGAGCUCCAGAGCAUGAGCGAACACCUCCGCAGAGAGUGCGGCAAGAACUCGGCCAACAAGAAGAUGCUAAAGGACGCCUUCAGCCUGCUCGCCUACUCGGACCCCUGGAGCAGCCCCGUCGGCUACCAGCUGGACUCCAUUCAGAGAGAGCCGGUCUGCUCCACUCUCAACAGUGCAAUAUUAGAGACUCACAACCUGCCGAAGCAGCCCCCCCUGGCUCAGGCCGUGGGCCAAGCCGCCCAGUGCCUCUCCAUCAUGGCACGGACUGGCAGCGGCUCCUGCGCUUUCGCCUCUGUGGACGAUUACCUGCACUAGCCCCGUAUAGACACACACACACACACACACACACACACACACACACACAGAUACACACAUAUAAUAUAUAUCUCUCUCUACACACACACACUCUUUCUGAGGAGCGGUCCAGAAGCAUCUCCUCCUCCCGCCUCCUCCAUCAGUUGUAGUCCUUUUAGCCGAGGAGACGUUUCCUCUGCACGAUUAUACGUAGUAGAAAGUUUAACCACCUCACUCGCUUCCUGUUCAGCUUUUACAGAACCACACCAAACCACCAAAAGGAUCCGAGUCGCUUCUGGACGGAGCCUCAGACACCGCCGAGACAGAGACACACACACACACACACACA
Molecule: messenger RNA, 2355 nt
Organism: Scomber japonicus (chub mackerel)
Lineage: Eukaryota; Metazoa; Chordata; Actinopteri; Scombriformes; Scombridae
Gene: ranbp9
Product: RAN binding protein 9
Exons: 14
Coding region: 381-2027 (548 amino acids)
Biological process (GO): cytoskeleton organization; cell surface receptor signaling pathway
Cellular component (GO): cytoplasm
Molecular function (GO): protein binding
Source: RefSeq, a predicted model, not a curated record